Messenger RNA from Puccinia triticina, 351 nucleotides. RefSeq lists its product as uncharacterized. The record is from RefSeq and is a predicted model, not a curated record. Lineage: Eukaryota; Fungi; Basidiomycota; Pucciniomycetes; Pucciniales; Pucciniaceae. The transcript is spliced from 2 exons. Bases 1 to 351 code for a protein of 116 amino acids.
AUGUCAGCUGAUCCGCCGGGCACGACCGCCAGCAACCCGCCCCCAGCGAAACGGGCCAAGAAGAACAAGCCCCCCGCCCAGCCAACGAUCACCAAGCGCGGCACCGUCGUCGGCCAGCUCUCCGAGCAGAUCGCAGACUCAAACGACCCCGCCGUCAAGCCCUACGGCUGUGGAUACCCGCAAUGCCAGCAGCAACAGCCCCCCGUGCAGUUCAACAACUGCGGCAUGCUGCUUGCCCACUGGAGAGACACCCACGAGAACUUCAGGGGCUCGAUCGAACGGCCCUUCCUGUGCACGAUGGACGGCUGUCUCAGGGACUGGAAGGUAUGCUUUGCUUCCCCUGGCCCCUAG